CGCCGCUCCACAACUCGUCGGGAUUCAUGGCUACUCGUCGGAUUCACGGUUCUUUCAAGUCUCUGAUCUCACAUUGCUCGAAGCCGCCGCGAACCCUGGUGUCUCAACUACACCGCCUUCGUCCAGUCAUAACCGUCACCACAACUAUUCCUCAGUUUCGCUACGGCGGCUGCUGCGCGAGGUUUCUCCACCCGCCACCGCAACAACAACAAACAACAACAAUGCGUACGAUCAAAACCGUCCACCGAAAGAGACGAUUCUGCUGGACGGAUGCGAUUUCGAGCACUGGCUGGCUGGUGGUGGUGGAGAAGCCGGAUGAAAAUUGGACCCGGGAUCAAAUCAUGGAUAGCUAUAUAAAACUUGUGGCUCAAAUCGUGGGGAGCGAAGAAGAGGCAAGGAUGAAAAUGUAUUCGGUUUCCACAAGGCAUUCGGAGCCCCUGGUAUCCGAAGAGCUUUCCUUCAAGAUCAAACAACUCCCUGGAGUGGGUUGGGUUCUCCCUGAUUCUUACUUGGCUGUCAGAAACAAGGAUCACGGCGGCGAGCCUUUCAUCCACGGUCAGGCUGCUCCGUACGAUCCGAAGUAUCAUGAAGAGUGGAUCAGAAAUAAUACUCCCGGGUCCAAUCACCAUAAAAGGAAGACCGGACCUCCACGAGGUAAUGGAAACAACUUUUCAUAAUAUGAAUUAUUUUUAUACCAAGGAGGAUGGAUUAUGGGUUAUUAACUACCCGACAGUGGAUCUAAGUUUGAAAAACGAGCUUCUCUCCAUUUGAGCUAAAAGAAA
This is a messenger RNA of Oldenlandia corymbosa var. corymbosa, 782 nucleotides long. NCBI's taxonomy places the organism in Eukaryota, Viridiplantae, Streptophyta, Magnoliopsida, Gentianales, Rubiaceae. The record is from the annotation of a GenBank genome assembly.